AUGCUCAAACACACGCUCACCUCUCUGGCCCUCUUCGCGGCAGGAGCCUUCACGGCCACAACCAGUCCCGGUUACUCAUGGAACAUCCCUUCGACCGUCAGCGGGGACUCACUCUCGUUCGGAGAAAAUUACGCGGUGUUGAAUCUCGACCUGAUCGAUAUUGUGGUCUCGUAUGUGAACACUACUACCGCGGGGGCGAGCUGGAUCAAUAACACGGCGCGGUGGAUUGACGCCGUUCACAAGCAGUCGCCUCCACCCUUGAGCAUCUUCACUCGGAUCUACUUCGCCAACACGCAGCGACCCGAAAUCAGCGCCAACGACCCUUUUGCAGAGGCUGUGUCCCUGCUCGGCAACAUCACUGAGUCGAGCCCCGAGGGACAGAUCUACCCUGCUUUCCGGCCUCUAGAUGACUGGGACGUGGUGUUGCAGAAGAUGCGGUACUACGCCGGUGCAGGCAAUUCGCUAGAGGAGAUCCUCGCGAGCCAGAAGAUCGACACGGUGAUUUUGUCUGGGAUUCGCACGUCGGGGGUGGUGUUGAACACCGCUCUUCGUCUCUUUGAUCUCAAUUACAAGGUAUAUGUUAUUUCGAACAAUACCAUCGAGACUCCCUCGACCUACGCGUCCCAGAUUCAGCAGACAAUCCUGCAGGGCAUUCUGCCAGGCAAUCCUAUCGACGUCAUCACGAUCGAGCAGGCCAUCGCCGCGUUAAAUCGAUCAGGUCCGGCUGUAUACUAG
This is a messenger RNA of Aspergillus aculeatus ATCC 16872, 735 nucleotides long. RefSeq lists its product as uncharacterized. Lineage: Eukaryota; Fungi; Ascomycota; Eurotiomycetes; Eurotiales; Aspergillaceae. The coding region runs from base 1 to 735 and encodes 244 amino acids. The transcript has 4 exons. The record is from RefSeq and is a predicted model, not a curated record.